This is a messenger RNA of Closterium sp. Yama58-4, 5424 nucleotides long. NCBI's taxonomy places the organism in Eukaryota, Viridiplantae, Streptophyta, Zygnematophyceae, Desmidiales, Closteriaceae. The record is from the annotation of a GenBank genome assembly.
AUGCUGCACUGUCCGCCAUACGCCGCCUUUCUCUGCGUCACCUCGCUGCUCUGUUUUCUUCCCAUGGCUCCAAUCGACCCGCAUUCCAACACGCAGGCCGGCGAGCCGCUCACCACCUUCGUAGACUUCAAUCUGACCGUCGAUUUCGACAACAAACAGAUCUCUGGAACGGCUCGAUUAGUGCUGGACAAACCCGCCACGGGGACGCUGAGUUUGGACUCGCGGGAUCUGACUAUACUCGGCGCCACUGACGCUGCCGGCAACGACGUGCCCUUCCAGCUACAUCCACCACAUCACGUGCGCGGAUCGCUGCUCGAGCUCUCUCUGAACUCCAAUGAGGUCACCAUCCGCUACCACACAGGCCCCAACGCGUCAGCGCUGCAGUGGCUGACACCCGUGCAGACGGCAGGAGGGCAGCACCCGUACGUGUUCACGCAGUGCCAGGCCAUCCACGCUCGCUCCGUCUUCCCCUGCCAGGACACGCCGCAAGCCCGCAUCAAGUACCACGCUCGAGUGAAGAUCCCAGCGGGCCUCCAUGCAGUCAUGAGCGCGCAGCACGUGGCCACAGAGCAGACGGCGGAUGCCGCCCGAGUGGAGGAGGUGUUUGAGAUGGAGCAGCCCAUCCCGCCGUACCUCUUUGCUCUCGCCGUCGGUGACAUCGCCUCCAAGACGCUCAGCCCGCGCGUGAAGGUGUAUGCUGAGCCAUCACAAGUGGAAGCAGCAGCAUACGAGUUCAGUGAAACAGAGGACAAGAUCAAGGCAGCAGAGGCCCUCUUUGGCCCGUAUGGGUGGGGCGAUUUCAACCUGCUGCUCAUGCCGCCCGCCUUCCCCUAUGGUGGCAUGGAGAACCCUCGCUGCACCUUCCUCACGCCCACGCUGCUAGCUGGCGACCGCUCAUUGGCCAGCGUGGUUGCGCACGAGCUGGCGCACAGCUGGACUGGUAACCUGGUUACCAACGCGGAUUACUCCUCCUUCUGGCUGAAUGAAGGGUGGACGGUGUACGCGGAGCGGAGGAUUCUGGAAGCAACGGAGGGGGAGGAGAAGGCAAAGUUAGAUGCAGCUAUGGGCUGGUUAGACUUGCAAAAGGGGCUCUCACGCUUCACCUCCGAAACGGGCUCAUCCAGCCGUCGAUUCACGCAGCUGGAUCUGGGAACGGACGGCCUGGAUGAGAUCGAUCCAGACGAGGUGUUUUCGGAGGUUCCGUACGAGAAGGGGUUCUUCUUCCUCACGCGUCUCGAGAAAGCGGUGGGGCGUGCGGCCUUUGACGCGUUUAUCACCAAGUACAUCAGCAAGUUUGCCUUCCAGUCUAUCACCACCGCCACCUUUCUGGAUUUUCUGAAGGCAGAGUUGCCUCGGGUCAUGGAGAAGGGCAGCGAGAGUUGGGUGGACGUGGAGGAGUGGGUGAGAGGACAAGGAAUGCUGGCCGAAGCGGAGAGUAUCGUGCCGCAGUCUGCCAGGCUGGCAUCUGUGCAGCGGGCGGCGAGAGGAUUUGUUGAGGAUCCGCACUCGAAGUUUGGGCAGGCAGAUGCGAGUGACUGGGGUCCAGAUGAGUGGCAGAUCUUCCUUGCUGGUCUGCCCAGAACUCUGCCCGUUGAAACGCUUGUGCGAUUGGACGAGGAGUUUGGAUUCUCAAAGAGCAAGAACGCAGAGAUAAGGGUGGGGUUCCUCACAGUGGCAGCACAGUCGGGAGCAACGCAGUUUCACCCUGAGGUGGAGUCAACCCUCAUGUCUGUGGGGCGCAUGAAGUACCUGCGCCCGCUCUACACUGCGCUGAUCAAGGGCGGUGCCAAGGACAUGGCUGAAAGGGUGUUUGAAGCGGCAAAAGCCGGUUAUCAUCCAAUAAGAGAGUUAUUGGAUAUGGAGGAGAGCGGUGACAAUGGCAGCACAUGGGAGGCGCGACCAAGCGGCACGAGAGACCAUCUUAGCCCACUAAACGCCGAAGGGGGAGACGUGCGGUCGCAGACACCCGCAGCGAGCGACGGCUAUGCGUCCGAUACUGGCCCUGAGGGUCAUGGUGGCGGAAGCGGUAAAGGCGCAGGAGGAGGCAAUGGUUCCAGCCACGCUGCCAAGGAAAGGAAGAAGGGAAUCCCAUGGACGGAGGAGGAGCACCGGCUGUUCCUGGUGGGGUUGUGCAAGCUGGGGAAGGGCGACUGGCGGGGCAUCGCGCGGAGCUUCGUGGUGACGCGCACGCCCACGCAGGUGGCGUCGCACGCGCAGAAGUACUUCAACCGCCAGAACAACCUCAACAAGCGCAAGCGCCGCUCCAGCCUCUUCGACAUCAACACCUACUCUAUUUUGGAGGAGAGGAUGGAUAUGACUCGCUCCCUCAGCACCCCCACCCUCCCCCUCGCGCCUGAAGACGCCAAGUGCAGCGCGCGUGCCGCUCCCACGCACGAUCCUCCCACCCACGCGCAUACCCCCCGCUCAUCCGCGUCGUCGCCCAAGAUCCCGUCCAAUCUCGCCGCCGUCAAGCCACCGUCAGUCACGUUACCGUCAGUCACGCUACCGUCAGUCACGGCGUCACCGCCGCCUGCGUAUGCGCAGCACGCGUCUCUGCUGGACCUCAACCGCUCGCACUCCUACCCCGUCGUGCCUGCCGCCGGCGACUCCCACCUCCCGCGCUCUCUCAGCCGUCCGAUGUCCCUCCCAUCGCUCACUCCCGCGAAUCCCACUGUACAUACUUCCGCGGACGUGUUGUUCCCCCCUGCUGACGUCAUUCAUCCCUGGCGCAUCCCGGGCGUUCCUGACCCAUGGGGGGCCAGUGGAUACCCCGCAGGAGGCCGCACCUGGCCUCCGCAUCCUGCUGGGCCCGCGGUCCGUCCAGAUGCAGUGUAUCCGGCGAUGAUGAUGAUGGACCCGGCGGUGAGGCACAGGAUGGGGUACGAGAUGCUGCUGCGCAUGGAGGAGGAGCGAAGGCAGCGCGCGCACGCGGUUGCUGCUGCUAAUGCGGAUACUGCUGCUAAUGCGGAUGCUGAUGCAGAUGUACAGGGCGCUGAGAAGAAGUGUAAGGUGGAGAACGAGAGGGGCAUGGGGGUGGAAGGCAGUGUACAUAAAGAACUUCUGCCUUCCAAGUUUGUCGCUGGUGCCUCAAGAUUAUCUGAAACCAUGGCUCUCGGUAGUGGGCCUAAUAAGAGUAAGGUGGAGGAGGAAGGUGGUGCAUUGAAGGAGGCUGGACUGGCAGCUGCUGCUGCGCAAGCAGUGGCAGUGCCUGUGAAGCAGUUUCCUCCGCCUUUCUCCCCGCCGCAUGGCUUCUACCCACCCACCUAUCACUCCUUCCCUGACCCAUCCUUCAUGUACAUGUGGCCUCCCUAUCCUCCUCCUCCGCUGAACCUGGGGUGCAGCUGGCAGCCUCCCUUCUCUAGCGGCCAUCCCAGCAGUCCAGGGGGAGCCAGCCGAGUGCUCAGGCCCACAGCCAUGUUGGCUACAUCGCCCCUCCACGUGCCGGUUGCUGUCAAGGAGAGAGCCGAGGGUGUCUCAGGCUCAGCAAAGGAGGCUGCUCGUAAGGCAGCCGAGCUGCAAGAAGAGUCCAGUCUAAAGAGAGGGGGUGACGGGCUGAGCAUGGCGAUGGAUGUGAGAGUAGCUCUGUCAAUCGGACGGCGGCUCUUGUUUCUCGCCACCGUACUCGGCGUGUUCUCGGCGUCCAUCUCUCAAUCAGCAUCCGUCACUAAAGAAGCAUCUCCCACAAUCGGAUCAUCAAUCCAGGACGCUCUAAAGGACUUCACCCGCCACGUCAGCAGCGAAAACCGAUGGCCGACAUCAAUGACUCGCGUCAGCAGAGUGGAUUUGGAGGACGCCACGUGGCAACGCGUGCUGCAGUACGACUUCGAGGUGCAACUCGGCGCGCAGCGGAAAGCCUUUUCCCUUUCGGAGCAGCUGAGCCCUCCCGAGUACCUCCUCCCCCACCUGCCGCCUCUCGCCGCACCCGACGCUGCUAGUAUUAACGAAUCGACGGGAGAAGAAGAAGAGAAACAAGCAACCGAGGAGAGUACAAACGGAGACGCUGGAAAAUCAGCAGCCCAUGCUUCUGAGGGCGAGGGUUCACUUGCGCUGCGAGCGGCAGGCGGCGUUUACGGCAGCGUGUCAGCUGCGCGAGGCGACUCGCUGUUGCAAUCCGUUGCAGGGUCGGUGCUGACGUCAGCGGCAGCGGGGUCGCUGCCGCCGGUGACGGUGGAGGGGCCGAUGGAGAUGUGGGUGCAGGACGCGGAGCAAGUGCGCCUCGCCAUGCCCCACGACGUGGAUGCGGGCGAUGUGAGGAAGGUCGUGCUCGCGUCAGGCGCCGCCGUCACCGUGCACGGCGCGCAAGCAGUCGCCUUGGCGCGCCCGCUGCAGCUCCCGCUUCCCACUCUCUCCCGCCGCUCCCUCUCCGCCUCCUCCGCCUCUUCCGCCCUCCUCGCCCUCGCGGAAAAGCUCAAGGCCGCCGCGCUCUCCUGGUCCUCUCCGUCCCGCGCGCCCUCGUCCGCGUCCCCCCUGCCCCGCGAGCUCGUGUCGCUCCGCGUGGUGCGCCCCUCCGCCAUCGUCGCCGCCAGCGUGCCGCUCUCCGCGCUCCCCCCCGCUCGCGACGUCGCCAGCAUCGGCCUCGUGGAGGCUGUUACUGAGGCGGGUGCGACUGACGACCUCGGGAAUACCGCCGCUGCCACUGCCGCGACGGCCCUUGCGCCCGCGAAGCUCAGAGUCAAGCGGAUCGCAGCAGGCGCAGUGGAGCUGACGUCAGCGAGGCCGCGAUCCACGUCAGCAGCAGCAGCAAGAGGCGGCGUCCUCUCUUCCCUCGCGGCGGCGCUACCUCUGGCGUCGCUCACAGCCCCCCCAGGGCCAUGGCCGUUCCCAGUAGUGAAUCGAUCCGAUGGGCGGCUGACGGCGCUGGGGGAGGCGCUGCAGGGCGCGCUGGGGGAGAUGGUGGCGCAGCAGGGCAAGGGGAGGGGGAAGGGGGGGGCGGGCGGGAAGGGCGGUGGUGGUGCCUCUGGUGGUUUGCCCCGCGUGUUCCAACUGGUGAAGGCCAGUGCUUCUGCUGGCCGGGUGGUUCGCAUUCCUCUGCAGGUGGAACUGCGGGUGGAGGGCGUUGGCCAGUCCAUGCUGCCCGUGGCGCUCAAUAACGAGACUGCUUCAAAUGAGGAUGGAACGAAGGCAGAAGCGGGGGAGGGUGGGAUGAAAGGGGAAGCAGAGAAGCAGAAGGUGGAUAAGAGUGACGGCAGAGAGAGGAGAGGAGAGGCGGGGGGGAAGGAGAAGGGCGAGCAGGGGUCAGUUGUUAUGACACGUCAGCAGUGGGAGUUGGUAGCGCAGGUGGAUGGCGGCGGUCGGCUGGUUCCCGUGCAUGUGAGACGAGUGGGGUCGGUGGGGCCGUCCAUGGUGGUGGCGCCGCAUGUGCUCUUCCCCAACACCACUGCCUCCCUGCCCAACCUGCCCCCGCCCAGCCGACUCAUGCUCUGA